AUGCUGGAACUACUUUUGAUAUUACAAUUAGAGGUGCUACUUCCGGUGGUGACGGAACUCCCUACAAUUAUCUGGAAAUCAAUUCUAUUCUAUGUCGCGCAAAUAUCUGUUAGACUUCAAGCAGAUAAUCCGAUACCAUGGCGAAGUGAUUCAGCUUUACAAGACAGGGGAAACAAAAGAGAAGAUUUAACUGGUGGAUUGUAUUAUGCUGGGGACUAUGUUAAAUUUGGAUUUCCCAUGGCGGCAUCAACCGCAUUGCUAUCAUGGAGUCUUCUACAUUACAGAGAUUCUUAACAAGCCAGAGGACAACUUGACGCUAUGUACGACUGUAUAAGAUGGCCACUUGAAUGGCUGAUUAAAUGUCACACAGAAGUGAACGAGCUUUAUGUUCAGGUAGGAGAAGGCACAAAGGACCACUACGUUUGAAAGAGACCCGAAGAUAUGACAAUGGAUAGAAAAGCUUUUAAAAUCAAUGCAAGAAAACCAGGAAUUGACGUAGCUGGAGAAUAUGCCGCGGCUAUGGCUGUUGGAUCUAUGGUAUUCAAAGACAAAGAUCCUGCUUUUUCUGCAGAACUCUUGACACACGCAAAACAAAUAUAUAAAUUUACAAAAGAUCACAAAGGGAAAUACAGUGAAAGCGUCCCGGAAGCAGCUGCUUAUUACAAGUUAGUGAUAUAUGGUGAAGAACUGCCUUGGGGAGCUGUUUGGUUUUACAUGGCAAUUAAUAUGUCUGAAUACCUGACUGAUGCAGAGACUUUCCAUGUCCCAGGACCAGCAUGGGGUCAAUCAUGGGAUGAACUAAAUACAGGAAAUAUGGUCUGA
Messenger RNA from Mytilus californianus (California mussel), 822 nucleotides. RefSeq lists its product as uncharacterized. The transcript is spliced from 7 exons. Gene Ontology annotation, molecular function: hydrolase activity, hydrolyzing O-glycosyl compounds. NCBI's taxonomy places the organism in Eukaryota, Metazoa, Mollusca, Bivalvia, Mytilida, Mytilidae. Gene Ontology annotation, biological process: carbohydrate metabolic process. The record is from RefSeq and is a predicted model, not a curated record.